Molecule: messenger RNA, 7357 nt
Organism: Phycodurus eques (leafy seadragon)
Lineage: Eukaryota; Metazoa; Chordata; Actinopteri; Syngnathiformes; Syngnathidae
Gene: ptprfa
Product: protein tyrosine phosphatase receptor type Fa
Exons: 34
Coding region: 795-6545 (1916 amino acids)
Biological process (GO): protein dephosphorylation
Molecular function (GO): protein binding; protein tyrosine phosphatase activity
Source: RefSeq, a predicted model, not a curated record
GAAAAAAAAGACCACAGAACGAGUUGAUGAGCAGCAUAUAGUCACCUUUUUGUUUGACGAAAAAGUGGACCAAUGACAAAAUCUGACAAAAAUGGCACAAAUAAUUGAAAAGAAAAACUGUUAGCAUAAAAUGUAAUAAAUGAUCUAAAAUGACUUUGAAGGGGCAUAAAGUCCUCAAAAAAGCUGUAUCGAGUUAUGAUUUAGAAUCUAAACUGUAAAUUCGGAGACGCUUAAAAAUGGUGACGUCAUGAUUGACGUGCGUGAGAGCCGCGACAAAGCUCGCCGACCAAUCAGCGUCGCCAGGUUCGCUGGACUUUCCGGAAAGAGCCGAGGUCGUCCGAGGUUUGCCGAAGUCUGCCGAGCGACCAGCGAGCAUCAGCGCCGAGCUCGGUCGCUUUCUUUCUUUCUUUCCUCUUCUAAUUCUUCUUCUUGUUCUUCUUCUUUUCUUUCUUUCUUUCUUUCUUUCUUUCUUUCUUUCUUUUUCUAAUUUUUCUUCGUGUUCCCGUUGACGGCCAGGCAGCCGGGACGGAGCGGAAUCACCGGACGAACAGAACCGGAAGAGGAGAAACGCGCAAGGAUUUAACGGGACUUUUUUUUUUUGUCAUUGGGAUUUUCCACGUGAGGACUGAUUUAGUUUUUUUUUUUUUUUUUUUUUUCUUUGUGUGGAUCUCGUGGUGCGGACCACCUGAAGAAGACCACCUCCACCCACCUCCCCGGGAAGAUGGUGUCUCUCGAUGACGGCGUGAAUUUCUAGCCAACCGGCAGCUUCGCCAGGAGCGUAGAGGAGAGAGAAGAUGGGCGUGCCCCGCAUCUGUCGGCCCGACGCUGGCGCCGUUCCCCUCCUGGCGCUCUUGUUGUCGUCCGCCUCGCCGGUGCUGCCGUCUCACGCCGACAGCGUGCCGAGCUUCGUCAAGUCGCCCGACGACCUGACGGGCGUCUCGGGGGGCGUGGCCUCGUUCGUGUGCCAGGCGCUGGGCGAGCCCAAGCCGCGCAUCACCUGGAUGAAGAAGGGCAAGAAAGUCAGCUCGCAGCGAUUUGAGGUGAUCGAGUUCGACGACGGCUCGGGUUCGGUUUUACGCAUCCAGCCGCUGAGGACGCACCGCGACGAGGCCGUCUACGAAUGCAACGCCGCCAACAGCCUGGGAGAGAUCAACACCAGCGCCAAACUCACCGUACUGGAAGAGGAGCAGAUCCCUCACGGCUUCCCGAGCAUCGACAUGGGACCUCAGCUGAAGGUGGUGGAGAGGACGCGCACGGCCACCAUGUUGUGCGCCGCCAGUGGAAACCCAGAUCCCGAGAUCUUCUGGCUCAAGGACUUCCUGCCCGUGGACAUCGAAAGCAGCAACGGACGCAUCAAGCAGCUGCGCUCAGGUGGUACACCGAUCAGAGGCGCUCUUCAGAUCGAGAACAGUGAAGAGUCGGACCAGGGGAAGUACGAAUGUGUGGCCGUCAACUCAGCCGGAACCAGAUACUCGGCCCCGGCGAACCUCUACGUUCGAGUUCGCCGGGUGCCGCCACGUUUCUCCAUCCCGCCGUCCCACCGCGAGGUGAUGCCCGGGGGCGGCGUCAACCUGACGUGCGUGGCGGUGGGCGCGCCCAUGCCCUACGUCAAGUGGAUGAGCGGCGAGGCCGAGCUGACCCGCGAGGAGGAGAUGCCCGUCGGACGCAACGUGCUGGAGCUGGCCGACAUCCGCCAGUCGGCCAACUACACCUGCGUUGCCAUCUCCUCGCUGGGCGUCAUCCAGACCACCGCGCAGAUCACCGUCAAAGCCCUGCCCAAGCCCCCCACCUCCCUCAUGGUGACAGAGACCACCGCCACCAGCGUCACCCUAACGUGGGACUCGGGCACCCCGGAGCCCGUGUCCUACUACGUGAUCCAGUACCGGGCCAAGGGGUCGGACGACGGCUUCCGGGAGGUGGACGGCGUGGCCACCACCCGCUACAGCAUCGGGGGUCUCAGCCCCUUUUCCCAAUACGACUUCCGGGUAAUGGCGGUCAACAACGUGGGCCGGGGGCCGCCCGGGGCCUCGGUGGACACGCGCACCGGCGAGCGGGCGCCCUCCUCGCCCCCUCUUCGCGUCCAGGCCCGAAUGCUGAGUCCCACCGCCGCGCUGGUCCACUGGGAGCCCCCCGAGGAGGCCAACGGCCAAGUCCGGGGCUACCGGGUCUACUACAGCGCCGACCCACGGGCGCCGCUCGACGCCUGGAGCGAACACGACGCGGACGACGGCCGGCUGACCACCCUGGCCGGACUCACCCCCGACCUCACCUACGGCCUCAGGGUGCUCGCCUUCACCUCGGUGGGCGACGGACCCCCGUCCGACGUCCUGCUCAUCAAGACGCAGCAAGGAGUUCCUGCUCAGCCGUCCGAUUUGGAGGCCGAGGCCGAGCUGGACUCUCGGAUCGCGCUGACGUGGCUCUGGCCCGUCCGGGACCCGGUCGUCGGCUACGAGCUGCUCUACUGGGAGGCCAACGAGCCCCAGGAGAAGCACCGCGUGACCUUCGAGCCCACCGGAUCGUACGCCGUGGACGGUUUGAAAGCCGACACCGUCUACGCGUUCACCCUGGCCGCCAGGUCCGAGACGGGCUUAGGGGUCUUCACCGGGCCCAUCGAGGGCAGGACCGCCCGAUCCACCCCCUCGGUGCCCCCCCGAGACGUCCGUCUGCUCAGCCUGAGCUCCACCAGCAUCCAAGUGAGUUGGGAGCCGCCGGCCUCUGCCGCCGGACCCCGCGAUGCCGCCGUCGCCGGCUACUGCCUCGCCUACCGCGCGCUGGGCGGGGAGGACGCGCAGCGCCACCAGGUGACGGCCAUCGGCGCCGACGUGCACAGCUUCGUGCUGGAGGGUCUGGAAAAGUGGACGGAAUAUUCCGUGUGGGUGCGAGCGCUCACCGACGUCGGGCCCGGACCGGAGAGUCCUCCGGCCCGCGUCAGGACGCAGGAAGACGUGCCGGGAGCGCCGCCCAGAAAGGUGGAGGCGGACGCCGUCAACUCCACGGCGGCGCGGGUGAGCUGGAAGCCGCCGCUGUCGCUCAAACAGAACGGACAGGUGCGAGGCUACCAGAUCGUCUACUCCAGGAUGGAGAAAGGCGAGCCUCGCGGCCAGCCGCUCAUCGUGGACGUCGCCCGGCCCGACGCUCAGGAAGCCGUUUUGACGGGCCUGCUGCCGGAGACCAGCUACUCGCUGACGGUGGCGGCGUACACCACCAAGGGGGACGGCGCCCACAGCAAGGCCCGGCUGGUCACCACCACAGGCGCAGUCCCAGGCAAGCCCACCAUGAUGAUCAGCACUACCAUCGGCAACACGGCGCUGAUCCAAUGGCAGCCGCCCAAGGAGAUGGCGGGCGAGCACGUGGGCUACCGGCUGCAGUACAAGCGGGCCGAGGAGGAGGCCUUUGCCGUCAGAGACUUCCGCAAGACCGACGACCACUUCACCGUCACCGGCCUCCACAAGGGGGCCACCUACAUCUUCAAACUGUGCGCCAAGAACCGGGCGGGCAACGGCGAGGAGUACGCGAAGGAGAUCAGCACCCCAGAGGACGCCCCCGCCAGCUACCCCCUCAACCUGAGCGUGGUGGGCUUGACCGCCACCGCCACCCGGCUGUCCUGGGAGCCGCCCCCGCUGGCCGAGCGCAAUGGGAAGAUCGUCAAGUACGUGGUGGUGUACCGCGACAUCAACAGCCAGAACGAGAGCGCCGACACCACGGAGGAAACGCACGUGAGCCUGAGCGGCCUGCGGCCGGACACCACCUACGACAUCCGUGUGCAGGCCUUCACCGCGAAGGGCGGCGGACCCCUCAGUCCCAGCAUACAGAGCAGGACCAUGUCCACCGCAAUGUCGGUGUUCACCCAAAACUUCGGUGUGAAGGCGGUUACGAAAACAUCCGUGCUGUUGACCUGGGAUGUUCCUGAGACCUUUGAGUCCGAGGUGCCCCUUAAGAUCCUCUACAACCAGCAGAGCGUGGAGGUGCGCGGCGAACGCAAGAGGAUGCUCAUCACGCAGCUCUCGCCCGACACCGACUACUCCUUUGUGCUGAUGAGCCGCGGGAACAGCGCCGGCGGCCUCCAGCAGCAGGUCUCCGUCCGGACCCCUCCGGACCUGCUCCCGAACAAACCGUCAGAGUAUCCGCAGGAUGUGGAGGAGGGCGGGAAAGUCACACUGCGGCUGCCUCGGGUUCCGCCUGAAGCCCCAGUCAGGUGGUUCUACAUUGUGGUUGUCCCGGUCACACCGGCGUCCCUGAGGUGGGAGAACCCUGAAGACAUGGACCUCCAAGAGCUCUUGGAUGGCGAGGGCGACGCCGGGAGGAAGAGGAGGCACAUCGAGAGCGACUUCCUUCGGCCGUACGUGGCGGCCAAGCUGGACUCGCUUCCUGACAUUUUCACGCUGGGCGACGGCCACGCGUACCACGGCUUCCGCAACAAGGCGUUGCCGGGGCAACAGCAAUACCGAUGCUUCGUGCUGGUCGAGCUGAUGAACGGCGAAUCUCAGAGGACACUGGCAGCCAGUCCGUUCUCGGAAGCCAUCCUGGUGAAGCUCCACAGCGGGAUGGCACGCCACUCCGAGGACUCCGAGAUGCUUUGGGUGAUGGGACCCGUGCUGGCCGUCAUCCUCAUCGUCAUCAUCGUCAUCGCCAUUCUUCUCUUCAAGAGGAAGCGAACGUGUCCGUCGUCCAAAGACGAGCACAUGGCGGACGUGAAGGACUCACUCCUGGCCCACUCGUCCGACCCCGUGGAGAUGAGGAGGCUCAACUAUCAGACCCAAGGUGGCAGCACAGUCAGCUGUCCAACCACACCAAGAAUGAGGCAACAUCCUCCCAUCGCCACCUGCGACCUGGCCGACCACAUCGAGCGACUCAAGGCCAACGACGGCCUGCGCUUCUCGCAGGAGUACGAGUCCAUCGACCCCGGUCAGCAGUUCACGUGGGAACAUUCCAACAUGGAGAUCAACAAGCCCAAGAAUCGCUAUGCCAAUGUCACCGCCUACGACCACUCCAGAGUCCUCCUCACGCCCGUGGACGGAGUUCUGGGCAGCGACUACAUCAACGGAAACUACGUGGACGGCUACAGGAAGCAGAACGCCUACAUCGCCACGCAGGGACCGCUGCCCGACACGCUCGGAGACUUCUGGAGGCUCGUGUGGGAACAGCGCACCUGCACAGUCGUCAUGAUGACGCGUCUGGAGGAGAAGUCGCGAGUGAAGUGCGAGCAGUACUGGCCCAGUCGUGGUACUGAAACCUACGGCAUGAUCCAGGUGACCGUGCUGGACACUGUGGAGUUGGCCACCUACAGCGUGCGCACAUUCGCACUCUACAAGAAUGGUUCGAGCGAGAGGAGGGAGGUGCGCCAGUUCCAGUUCAUGGCCUGGCCCGACCACGGCGUGCCUGAGUAUCCCACGCCCACGCUGGCCUUCCUGCGCAGGGUCAAAGCCUGCAACCCCCCGGACGCCGGACCCAUGGUGGUCCACUGCAGCGCGGGGGUUGGCCGCACGGGCUGCUUCAUGGUGAUCGACGCCAUGCUGGAGCGCAUGAAGCACGAGCAUUCGGUGGACGUGUACGGACACGUCACCUGCAUGAGGGCCCAGAGGAACUACAUGGUCCAGACCGAGGACCAGUACGUGUUCAUCCACGAGGCCCUGCUGGAGGCCGCCGUCUGCGGGAACACCGAAGUGGCGGCCCGAAACCUCUACGCGCACAUACACAAGCUCAGCCAAGUGCCGACCGGGGAGACCGUCACCGCCAUGGAACUGGAGUUUAAGAAGUUGGCCAAUUCCAAAGCACAUACCUCACGUUUCAUCAGCGCCAACCUGCCGUGCAACAAGUUCAAGAACCGCCUGGUGAACAUCAUGCCUUUCGAGUCCAGCCGCGUCUGCCUGCAGCCCAUCCGAGGCGUGGAGGGCUCCGACUACAUCAACGCCAGCUUCAUCGACGGAUACAGGAUGCAGAGAGCCUACAUGGCCACCCAGGGCCCCUUAGCCGAGACCACCGAGGACUUCUGGAGGAUGCUGUGGGAACACAACUCCACCAUCGUCGUCAUGCUCACCAAACUGCGCGAGAUGGGACGGGAAAAGUGCCACCAGUACUGGCCCGCUGAGCGCUCGGCCCGCUACCAGUACUUUGUAGUGGACCCCAUGGCCGAGUACAACAUGCCGCAGUACGUCCUGAGGGAGUUCAAAGUGACUGACGCCAGGGACGGCCAGUCGAGGACCAUCAGGCAGUUCCAGUUCAGCGACUGGCCCGAGCAGGGAGUGCCCAAGAACGGGGAAGGCUUCAUAGACUUCAUCGGACAAGUCCACAAAACCAAGGAGCAGUUCGGCCAGGACGGACCAAUCACUGUGCACUGCAGCGCCGGCGUGGGGCGCAGCGGCGUCUUCAUCACGCUGAGCGUCGUCCUGGAGAGGAUGAGGUACGAGGGCGCGCUCGAUGUCUUCCACACGGUCAAGACCCUCAGGACUCAGCGGCCCGCCAUGGUGCAGACCGAGGACCAGUACCAGCUGUGCUACCGGGCCGCUCUGGAGUACCUGGGAAGCUUUGACCACUAUGCAACAUAACCGCACCCUGAAGACCACCCUUGCGCCAGCCAUGCCCGCUACGCUCCGACCACGAGGAGGUGACCGCCAGUCGGGGGCCUGACCGACUCCCGACUCUCGCCGAAACCUGGCCAACCCCUCCCGGAACCCCCAAACACCCGUGGCUCCUUCCUUCAUCUUGUACAAAUGAUUUUAUAUCAAUAUCUAUUAAUCUUUUCAUUUUCGAUAAGCACUGCUGAAGACAUGUCUUUUCCAACAUGCUAUGAUCAUGAUGACUAUUAGUAUUAUUAAUAUUCACCUGCUGCUACUUUGCUUUUCCACCAUAGACAUGAUACUCCAAUGUUAUUUUUAUUUUUUAUUUUUCUCGCGCGAGUGGGGGUCCAAACUUCUUGACGACGUUUAUUUUUGGGGUGUUCUAACUCCCUAACGACGGAGCACGUCAGACAAACGGUUCAAAUGCAAACUUCAUGGCUCUGAAAAGCUCAACAGGAAGUGGAGCCACUGCAAGUCUGGGUGCACUUCUUGGUAUACGUGAGCUGUGGUCCAGUAUACAAGGAGUGUACCCUGACAUAUUGGGAUUUUCAAACGAUAUAGUCAUCAAACAGAGGAGAAUAAUGACGUGUCACUCCAAAGAUGAGAAAGUAUCGUUUAUGAGGUUUAGUCAUUUUGGGGGGUGCCAAGUGACCAAAUGACAGUGCUUCAGUCAUCUGUGGAUGAGGGGAGAUGCAUUACGGUCAAUCGAAAAAAUAUAGAUUUUAUGUUGUCUCUUGCAUACGUGAUCUCUUCUCUAUUUUUAAAUACAAAAGAUGGAAAUAAAAGGCUUUGGAAACCUU